Messenger RNA from Didymodactylos carnosus, 2136 nucleotides. NCBI's taxonomy places the organism in Eukaryota, Metazoa, Rotifera, Eurotatoria, Philodinida, Philodinidae. The record is from the annotation of a GenBank genome assembly.
AUGGAGGGCAUUGUACAGGUGGCAACAAUUGCAGAUGCGUGGAUUUUAACAACGGGCUUAAACAGUGGCGUAGCCAAAAGGGUAGGUGAAGGCAUUUCACAAUAUCGGCUACUGGCAAAACAUCCAAAAAAUGUGAUUGCCAUUGGAUUAGCACAAUGGGGAACUCUGACCGAUGAUACCAGAGCCCUAUUGAAGAAGACACAGAUCACCAGCGAAAAUCAAUUGGGCAGUGGUGCUGAACUAUUGAGCCUGCAAGCUAACGAAACACUUGAAUGGAAUCACACCCACUUUUUAUUAUUCGACAAUGGCCAACUGAAAGGUUAUUUGAGCGAUAGUCAGCGAAGCAGAUUUGUGGACGCUGCCGUCAAACAUCAAAGUUGUCCGGUCACAAUAAUCGUAGAGGGUGGAAAGAAUACGAUAGGAGUAAUAAAAAACGAUUUAGAAAAGCAACGUCCGGUAGUUAUCAUCCAGGGGAGUGGCCGUAUGGCUGACGUCUUGGCAAAAAUAAUUGACGCAACGUCGACUAUUGAUGGAGCUAGUAAACGCGUUGAUCCACGUACAUCUUGUAAAAAAGAAGGCAUUUUAGAAUGGUAUCAGUAUUCAUUCAACCGGAAUGAUGAGGUGCAUUACAUGAGCCUCGAAAUGACUUUGCAUAGUGAAAAAGCACCAUCUUCGUUCAAAACAUUAGAUAAUGUUUACUCUGAGUGGAUCGGUCCGUUUAUGCAUGAAAUCUACACUAUAGAGAAUUUAGGUCAGAAUAGUUUACAACGAUUUGGUAUGGACACACUCAAUUCUUGUUCGAAAUUUUGGAUGAAGUUCUGCAGUUGUUGUCCAUGUAUGACACGAGCGGAUAGCCACUAUACUGAACUGGGCGAAGAAAUGAACGAGUUAGGAUCAAGUCAAAAUCAAGGUCACAGAAUUAAUCAAAAUAACGAAUGGGCUCGUGUAGGUAAGGACUACAAGGAAGAACAGAUACUUCGAGAUUUAUUCCUCUGGGCUCUAUUCACAACUGAAAUCGAUUUAGCCAAAGUAUUCUUAUUGCAUUUGAAACCGAGAAUAUGUGCAGCUUUAAUUGCAACUAGAGUCUACAAACAUUUUUCAAAAGAAGCAACCAAUGCAUUCUCAAAACAAAAACUGAUGGAGCAAGCCAUGGAAUUUGAAAAAUAUGCAACUGAUUGUGUAGAGACGUGCUAUGCGUAUAAUGAAAAAUUAACGUGUGAGUUACUUAUUAGAGAAGUGCCUCUAUUUGGAUAUGUGACGUGUAUGCAGCAUGUGGAUAUGUCAAACAGGAAUCAAAAGAAUGAUACACCGAAUUACGAUAAACAAAAUUAUAUGAUGUUGUAUAAAUUUGAUGCACCUGGCACUACAGAUGGUCACUUACAUUGGACAGAAAUAUAUGUUAUUAUCACAGUAUCAGCGCUAUUACUUGAAGAGCUACGAGAGUUGACAUAUUAUUAUCGAAACAGAAUGCAGGAAAGAUGGUAUCAAUCGACUUCAUGGUUGCUAGCAACAUUCUCCAAAGUAUUUUAUGUUUCCUUAUAUGUUCUCUUCUAUUUGAGACUAAUAUUUCGAUAUGGUUAUGGUGAUGCGCCAAAUCUGUUAACAACUGCAAGAAUAUUAAUGGCGUUUGAUUUGGAAUUAUGGUAUUUGCAGUCAUUGAAGUUCAUUAUUGUUCUGGAGUACCUUGGACCGAAACUAUUUAUGAUCAAAAAUAUGUUACGGGAUUUAUCAGCGUUUGUCUACAUUAUAUUCAUCUUCAUUGCUGCGUAUGGUGUUGUAUCACGAGCGAUGAUCAGUUAUCAGAGCGUUACUUUUGAUGGGUACGGUAUCUUCAGUAAUAUAUUCUAUCCACCCUAUUGGUUUAUCUAUGGUAAUACGCAAAAUGAACUAGACAGACUAGAUGAAAUGAUUGCAAAGGACGAACAAAAAUCAAAUAAAUAUUGGGAUAAUUUUGAAAAUGCUGCUACUUACAGUUACGCACGAUCUGCGAUUGAAAAACAGAAAAAAACAGAAGAUGAUGCAUUCAGAAAGAAGGAUGACGCUGCUGACAGAAGUGAAACAGGUUCAGCUACAAAAGAAGAACUUGUCAAUAUUAAUCUUGAAUUACAAAAACUAAACACCGUGCGUAUCGGUUGA